AUGGGGAUCAAUUAUUCUUUGCAGAAGCUGGCCGAGUUGUAUAUUGAUGAGAUUGUGAAACUGCAUGGUAUUCCUUCAAGUAUUGCGUCUGAUAGAGAUCCAAGAUUCACAUCGAGGUUCUGGGAGAGUUUGCAGACAACUUUGGGUACUAAGUUGAGGUUGAGUUCUGCUUAUCAUCCACAAACAGACGGUCAAACAGAGAGAACUAUCCAGUCGUUGGAAGAUUUGUUGAGGGCUUGUGUGCUAGAACAAGGAGUUUGUGUCAUAAUGGACAAUUCAAGCAUUUUUAUAGAAUAUGGUAGUAGUCAAGGGGAAGAUGUAGAAGUUGAUCACGGUGAUUGUGGUGGUGAUGAUGAUGACUCACUUUGGGUUCCUACAAUUGGGAUGUGUUUUUCUUGUUUAGAGAAAGUUAAAACAUAUUAUCAAGAGUACGCUUUAAAAAAGGGGUUUGGAUGGAGGAUUAGAUCAUCGAAAAAAGGAGAUGACGGGGAGGUCAACUACCUAAUACUUUCAUGUUCAAGAGAGGGGUCUAACAUUUCAAAAAAUUUAUGCACGUUAAAGACACUACCAUCUAGAGCGAAAAAUUGUUCUGCCAAGAUUUGUAUUAAAUUGAAACAAGAUAGUUUGUGGUACAUUACACAAUUUGAAUCUAACCAUUCUCAUGAAACUAGUCCUAUAAAAGCAAUAUUGUUCAAGGCUAACAAGAAAAUGAACUUACAUGUGAGGAGAACAAUCCAAAUCAAUGAUGAUGUGAGAGUAAGGAUGAACAAGACUUUUCAAUCGCUUGUUAAAGAUGCAGGAGGACAUGAAAAUAUUCCCUUUUGUGAAAAAGAUGUGAGGAAUUAUAUUAACAAAGAGUGUCGUGCAAUUGGAAAAGAAGGUGAUGGUAAGACUUUGAUUAGUUAUUUUUGUAAAAUGAGGGAACAAAAUACAUAUUUCUUCUAUGACAUAGAUUUGGGUGAUGAUUUUCAUGUGAGGAAUGUAUUUUGGGCUGAUGCAAGAAAUAGAGCCGCUUACGAAUAUUUUGGAGAUGUUGUAACUUUUGACACAACAUACUUGACUAACAAGUAUGACAUGCUUUUUGCUGCAUUCGUGGGUGUGAAUCACCAUGGUCAAUCAACAUUACUUGGUUAUGGAUUACUAUUAGAUGAAGACACAAAUUCUUUUGUGUGGCUAUUUAAGUCAUGGCUUCGUUGUAUGUUAGAAAAAGCACUUUUGAAUAUUGUGACCGAUCAAUGUAAGGCUAUGAAAAAUGCUAUUGAGUUAUACAACUCGUCAUAG
Molecule: messenger RNA, 1281 nt
Organism: Lathyrus oleraceus (garden pea)
Lineage: Eukaryota; Viridiplantae; Streptophyta; Magnoliopsida; Fabales; Fabaceae
Product: protein FAR-RED IMPAIRED RESPONSE 1-like
Exons: 2
Coding region: 1-1281 (426 amino acids)
Biological process (GO): DNA integration
Molecular function (GO): nucleic acid binding
Source: RefSeq, a predicted model, not a curated record